This is a messenger RNA of Arabidopsis lyrata subsp. lyrata, 1623 nucleotides long. Its product is annotated as transcription factor MYB51. Lineage: Eukaryota; Viridiplantae; Streptophyta; Magnoliopsida; Brassicales; Brassicaceae. The transcript is spliced from 3 exons. Bases 364 to 1422 code for a protein of 352 amino acids. The record is from RefSeq and is a predicted model, not a curated record.
GUAAGUUUCUCACUUUGCCAAGUGCAACACAAACUGUUCCUUAUCGAGAAAAAAAGAUUCUCUCUAUAAAAUCCCUCUCUUUGUGGUAAGAAAACAGAGCAACUAGAUCUCUCUCUCUCUCUCUCUUCUCCUCGAUCUCGAGUACGCAAAAGAACAAGAUGUCUAUUCGAAGAAUCUACAGAUGUUUGAAUUCUCUAAUCAAAAGAUCCUGUGCUCAAUCUCUAUGAUCAUUCGCCCCAUUUCUCACUUUGUUUCACCCUUCAGGUUUUCAAUUUUUUUUUCCAUCUUUGUUCUCUGUUUGUACUUGAGAACAACCCCCUUUGAACUCGAUCAAGAAGCCUGAGUUUCUUUGAAGAAUCAAGAAUGGUGCGGACACCGUGUUGCAAAGCUGAAUUAGGGUUAAAGAAAGGAGCUUGGACUCCCGAGGAAGAUCAGAAGCUUCUCUCUUACCUCAACCGUCACGGUGAAGGUGGAUGGCGAACUCUCCCCGAAAAAGCUGGACUCAAGAGGUGCGGCAAAAGCUGCAGACUGAGAUGGGCCAAUUAUCUUAGACCUGACAUCAAAAGAGGAGAGUUCACUGAAGACGAAGAAUGUUCUAUCAUCUCUCUUCACGCCCUUCACGGCAACAAAUGGUCCGCUAUAGCUCGUGGAUUACCAGGAAGAACCGAUAACGAGAUCAAGAACUACUGGAACACUCAUAUCAAGAAACGUUUGAUUAAGAAAGGUAUUGAUCCGGUUACACACAAGGGCUUAAACUCCGAUACCGACAAAUCAGAAAACCUCCCGGAGAAACAAAACGUUAAUCAGACAACUAGUGACGAUGAUCUUGAUAAUGACAAGGCGAAGAAGAACAACAAGAAUUCCGGAUUAUCAUCGGCUAGGUUCUUGAACAGAGUAGCUAAUAGGUUCGGAAAGAGAAUCAAUCAGAGUGUUCUGUCUGAUAUUAUCGGAAGUGGAGGCCCACUUGCUACUACUAGUCACACUACUACUACUACUACUACAAGUGUUUCCGUUGACUCUGAAUCAGAUAAGUCAACGAGUUCUUCCUUCGCACCAACCUCGAAUCUUCUCUGCCAUGGGACCGUUGCAACAACACCUGUGUCAUCGAACUUUAACGUUGAUGGUAACCUUAAUCCGACGUCUUCUUCGUCCACGUUCUCUGAUGCCUCCGUUAACAAUCCUCUAAUGUACUGCGAUAAUUUCGUUGGUAAUAAUAACGUUGAUGAUGAGAAUACUAUCGGGUUCCCGACAUUUCUGAAUGAUGAAGAUUUCAUGAUGUUGGAGGAAUCUUGUGUUGACAACACUGCGUUCAUGAAAGAACUUACUAGGUUUCUUUAUGAGGAUGAAAAUGACGUCGUUGAUGUGCCGCCGGUCUAUGAACGUCGAGAUAUGUUUGACGAGAUUGAUAACUAUUUUGGAUGAGAGAAUCUCCUGGUCGAUCAAUCCCACCUAAUCAUGUCAAUAUGAUCACAUAUAAAGAUAUACUAUAUGUCUAUGGCUAUGUUACCUUAAUGAUGAUGAUAAUAAAAAAAUAAUGAUGAUGAUGGUGAUGAACCAUGUAUGCAUGCCUAUAGCUAGUGUUGUCAUAUAUGCAUGUGUUUUUGUGUGUGUUUUUUUUCUUCC